Molecule: messenger RNA, 4284 nt
Organism: Colius striatus (speckled mousebird)
Lineage: Eukaryota; Metazoa; Chordata; Aves; Coliiformes; Coliidae
Gene: MIER1
Product: MIER1 transcriptional regulator
Exons: 14
Coding region: 602-2062 (486 amino acids)
Biological process (GO): negative regulation of transcription by RNA polymerase II
Cellular component (GO): nucleoplasm
Molecular function (GO): histone deacetylase binding; transcription corepressor activity
Source: RefSeq, a predicted model, not a curated record
GCCUCGCCGCCGCGGGCCGCCCGCCCCCUGCACAGCCUGCGGCUCCUCCCCUGCCGUCAGGGCCGCGGCAGCCCCCGCUCCCCCUUUGUCACUGAAGCACAAAGGUCCUCGGCGGCCCGGGGAGACGGGAGCUCCCUUCGCCCCGCCGUGAACUCGGCCCCGGCGGCGGGGAGCGGGGCGGGUCUGGGCCUUUCGGGGGCCUGGCCAGGGACAAGGGCAGGGGCAGGCUUUCCCCCAGAGACGAGGGGCGCCGAGGCUCUUCCAAAGUAUCUGGCAGACAGACGCUAGCGCCGUACCGAGCAUUGUAACGCCAGCCGUGUGCAGCGGGAGCUCUGCCCAGGGCUGCGCUGCCCCCGAACCCGCCCCGCGACAGCACCGAGCCCGGGCAGGACCGAGGCGGUGUUGGUAAAGCAUCGUUGUGUUAUCCCAGCCCGGAGCAGCAGCAGCAGCUCAACAGCCGCUCCCCGAGGACUUCACCGUUCGCCUCGUCGUCCCCGAGACACCUCCCACCGCCUGCGCGGCUCCCCCCCCUUCUGUUGAGUCUUCAAGCCCAGGAGGUUCAGCAACAUCUGAUGACCAUGAAUUUGAUCCAUCAGCUGAUAUGCUGGUGCAUGACUUUGAUGAUGAACGGACAUUAGAAGAGGAGGAAAUGAUGGAAGGAGAAACAAACUUCAGUUCUGAAAUAGAGGAUCUUAACAGGGAAAGCGAUAUGCCAAUCCAGGAGCUACUGAGCCGUUACGGCUACGAUGGUACCAUUCCUCUCCAAGAAGAUGAUGAUGAUGAAGAUGAUGAAGAGGAAGAGGAGGAGGGAGAAGAUGAUGAUGAUGUUGAUAACGACGACAACAGUGGCUGUAGUGGUGAAAAUAAAGAGGAGACCAUAAAAGAUUCAUCGGGUCAGGAAGACGAGACACAGUCAUCUAAUGACGACCCAGCACCAUCUGUUGCUUCUCAAGAUCCGCAGGAGAUAAUUCGCCCUCGUCGAUGUAAAUAUUUUGACACAAAUAGUGAAAUAGAAGAGGAAUCUGAAGAAGAUGAAGAUUAUAUUCCCUCAGAAGACUGGAAAAAGGAGAUCAUGGUGGGCUCUAUGUUUCAAGCUGAAAUUCCAUCUGGCACAUGCAAAUACAAAGAGAAUGAAAAAGUGUAUGAAAACGAUGACCAGCUGCUGUGGAAUCCAGACUUCUUACCAGAAAAUAAAGUGAUCGAGUUCCUCAAUGAAGCAUCGAGGCGUACGGGUGAGGAGAAAGGCCUAGAUGCAAUUCCUGAAGGAUCACACAUUAAAGACAAUGAGCAGGCGUUGUAUGAACUGGUUAAGUGCAAUUUUGAUACUGAAGAGUCGUUACGGAGGCUGAGGUUCAAUGUGAAGGCAGCCAGAGAAGAAUUAUCUGUUUGGACAGAAGAAGAAUGUAGGAACUUUGAACAAGGGCUGAAGGUCUAUGGCAAGGAUUUUCACGUGAUCCAGGCAAAUAAGGUCCGAACGAGAUCAGUUGGUGAGUGUGUAGCCUUUUAUUACAUGUGGAAGAAAUCCGAGCGUUACGACUUCUUUGCGCAGCAGACGCGGUUUGGGAAGAAGAAAUACAACCUUCACCCUGGUGUAACAGAUUACAUGGACCGGCUCCUGGACGAAAGUGAAAGUGCCGCAUCCAGUCAAGCUCCGUCCCCCCCUCCCACAACCUCCAACAGCAGCACCAGCCAGUCUGAAAGGGAGGACAGCACAACCAGCAGCAGUAACCAGAAUGGGGUGUCUGUGAACGGGCCAGGGGAGAUACCAAAUAAAGAUGAAGCAAAAGUUGAAGGAUUGCAUGUAAACGGACCUACCAGUGGCAAGAAAACACCUCACACGGAUCUGGACACAAAUGGGUAUGAAACUGAAAGCCUUGCCCUUGAGCCAAAACUUGCUCACUCAGCCUCCAGAAACGAAAAUGACUUCGAAGAGAGAACCGAAAGACCUCUAAAGAGAAGGAGAAUCAACAGCAGUGGGAAAGAGAGCCCAGGUUCUUCAGAGUUCUCCCAGGAAGCAAACUCCCACGGGAAGCUGGAGGAGCUGGAGACCUUGGAUGACUGAGUACUAGCAGCCGCUUUGAGUCCUUGGAGGAAAUAAUGGGUGUCUAACAUUUUCAGGGUUGAUGGGUUACCUUACAAAAUCCACUUCCACAGAACAAUCUGCUGAGGUUUUUUGGUUUCUGUUGGGUUUUUUUCCCCCCAAUCCUUUCUAGUUGGCUCUUCAGCUGUGAUGGUUUGGUGUGGGAGAACGUUGAGUUUCUCAGAGCUGGCCUCUUAACCAGUGAGUGCACAAAAAUCCUCCCAGCCUGACAGAGCAAACUGGUGUGUGUGUGUGUGUGUGUGAGAGAGAGGUCAUGUGAGCAUUGCACAGGUGAACAGAGCAUCCUCUUUGAAGCAGGGGGCUGGUUCAAGGAAGUGAAAGUGAAACCCAGCCUGGAGGCACAGAGACUUGCCGAGAGGCCAGGCGAGCGUCACCCCGUCCCCAAGGAACCCUUCUCCAAUCCUGAAAGUUAUGAGCACAACUAUUUUUAUAUAUAGAAGUUUUAAAAGGUAAAUAACUAAACCAGGUCAGGUUUGUGUAUGUAAAAUUGUUGACAUCAAUGAUGUCUUUCCAUAUUCUUUAUCUGGGCUAAAGAAAUACAUUGUGUAUUUUUCCAGAUCUCUUUGUAGCCUUUGAAAGAUUUUUACAGUACUUCUGUCUUGACUGAGCUGUCCUUUCUUAAAACAAAAGCUUGUAUAAUUUUCUUACCUUGUACAGUUGGUAAACUUUUAUGAGAGAGUUGCUAUCCUGAGUCUAAUGGCAGCUUCAUUUUAUUUUGCUGAAGUCUUUUCUUAAAAAAAACCACCAAAAAAAAAACCCCACCACCAAAAAAAACCCCACCCAGACCAACCCAACCGACUUCUAAAGAUGCUUCUUGGUCACCAACAUGGGUAUUUCUUUGCUUUCUCCUCAGUGAGCUAACAUGAAGAAUGGGGAGGAGUCAUUUGGUUUUUGCAGCUGUGGUUCUCCUCGUGUUCCCUGGCAAAGUGAUGCUCAGGCUGCCCUGGGCACGAUGCUUCCUGCCUUUCAUCAGGCGCUUUCUCAUCUUCACAUGGAGCUCAGAUCCUUUCACCUCAGCCUUUUUUUUUGCUAAGCCUUGUUUGCCAGGUGGUAAAUGAGCCACAGGUUUAGCUGCUUAUCCUGGGAUUUCUUUUUGGGCUCCCUGUCUGGCUGUAGGGUGGGAAAUGGGGAGAGGGAUGCUGGGGCCUGGCCCUGAGCCCCUGCACCCACAGGAGGGGGAUGUCUAAGGAGUGAGAGUGGGUAUGGGCCACUCUUUGGAGUGCAAGAGCUGGAAAUGCUUUUCCAGCUGUGUGUGCAGGGGGUGAUGCUCCCUGUCCCUCUCCCAGCAGCUGCAGGAGAGGUGAUGCCCACAGCAGAGGUUUGUUACCACCACUGUUUGGGUUUGGUUUGUUUUCUUAAGCCCCAGCUGCAUCUGCACUGUAUCAAAACCAGGGCAAACUGGUGGAAUUGACUGGUGACCUCGUGCCCUGCUCCUCUGGCUUAGGGGUGUGCCGGGAACUUUGCAACUGGUUACUUUUGCUUCAGACUUACCAGUCUGUCCUCUUCCCCUUGCAGUGGGCAGGCCUGUGGGUUGGAGCUGAGGCAUCAGCCCACAACAGCCCAGCUGCUAAGGGUUAUGUUUGGUUUGCCUCUUCAAGUACGUGGACUUGGACUUUGUGGCCCUUAACUGAGCCAAAUCCUCGGGCUGGGGCCUGGCCCCAUCACCCCAGUUCCAGGAGGGCAGGAACCUGCCCUUCCCCCUGAGCUGCAGCUGGCAGGGGCCCAGGCUGAGACAGCACUUCACUGGGGAGCACAGCAGGCAGGGUUCUUCAUGGAAUUAAGUCAUUAAGUGAUUGCUGUUAACGUCACAAUCGGGUUUAAUUAAGAGAGCCCCAGGGCCUGUGCCAGAGCCCGGCCAGCCCUGCUGUCAGGUUUAUCUGUAUGCAUCUUUUGUAUGUUUGCAGGUUGGAAACACUUCCCCAGCCCUUCUAGGAAAAGUUCCUAAGUGAAUUGUCUCAGGCUUGUGUGUGAAAUCCAGCACUGUGUAUAGUUUCAGGCCCCUUGCUUUGGUUUGUACCUUCCCUGCUCUGGGUGAGCCCUCACAUUCCGUAACCCACAGCUCUGCAAUGCUCAGCUAGGCUUUAAGACUCAUUUACAUUUUGUUUAUGCUGGUGUUUUAUACAAUACUUUGUUCAUGUUCUUGAAAAUGCAGCCACUCUAACUUGAUAAGUCAUUGCACUACU